UCGCGAUACUUGGCAAUGAUCGGCGGAACUGUCAUGGCGGCGCCCGUCCUCAUCCACGGGUUCUUCCUCAGAGGAAAAUGACAUCAUGUGUUGUUUUUCAUUAAGAGAGGUGACUUCACUUUUAUACUGACAACUUUAAAGCCAUUUGAAAGUGUUUCAGUGGAUAGCAAAAUGAGUCAUAAAGCAGGUUCCUUUUUACGGAACCUUGGACAAAUCAAUUCUUUAGUUCCAAGGAGCAGAACUCUGAGGUUAUAUCCUUUGAAGUUUUGCAGACCAAAAAUUCCUCAUUCAAACUGGAACCUAAGAAACUUUCUGUUAAGUGACUUCGAUAAUGGAAUCCAAACAUCAUGUAGAUACCUUUUUCAGGAUGCAUUUAUUUUAAAAUCAGGAGAUGGUAGCUUGCAAAGAAAAGACAUAAGCAUUGCAUCAGUAUUUAGGGUUGACAGAUUGCAUUGUCCUAGAAGACUACUAUUCUUUAACUCAAAGCAUUCUCUUGUAUCUGCUGAGACAUUUGAUGAUGGAUUGAAGAAAGUGAAUGUUGAUCCACAGUUCUCCAGUGGAGCUGAACCCAAUAAAGAAAUGAAACCAACUCCUAUAAGCUAUAGAAAAUUGUCUCAAGAGUGUAAUUCCUUGAGUGACGUGUUAGAUAUAUUUUCAAAAGCCCCUACAUUUCCUAGCAGUAACUAUUUCUCAGCAAUGUGGACAAUUGCCAAAAGAAUGUCUGAAGACCAGAAACGGUUUGAAAAGCAACUGAUGUUUAGGCACCCAGCCUUUAACCACCUGUGUGAUCACAUGAUGAGAGAAGCCAGGAUAAUGCACUAUGACCACCUGCUGUUCAGUCUUUAUGCUAUGGUGAAGCUUGGAGUACCUCAGAAUACUCUUGUGGUACAGACUUCCUUGAGGAUGGUACAGGAACGUAUCAAUGAGUGUGACGAGAGAUGUCUUUCAAUUUUGUCAGUUCUUCUAAAGGCAAUGGACCCAUGCAAGAAUGUGGAUGUUCUUCAAGCAGGGUUGCGGAUACUAGUUGAUCAACAUGUUUGGAAAAUACAGCGUGUCUUCACAUUACAAACUGUGAUGAAAUAUAUUGGAAAAGAUACACCAGUAGCACUUAAAAAGAAAUUGGAGAUGAAAGCCUUGAAAGAAUUAGACAGAUUUUCUUUUUUGAAUAGCCAGCACAUGUUUGAAGUCCUUGCUGCUAUGAACCAUCGUUCUGUUGCUCUCCUGAGUGAAUGCAGUAAGAAGGUCAUAGAUAAUAUCCAUGGAUGUCCUUUUAAAAUAUUGGUCAGCAUCUUGCGGUCUUGCAAAGAACUCCAAUACCAUAAUUUAGAUCUCUUCAGGGGAAUAGCAGAUUAUGUGUCUACAACUUUUGACAUCUGGAAUUUGAAACAAGUCCUUCUUCUCCUUGUUUUAUUUGAAAACCUUCACUUUCGACCCAUUGAAUUGAUGGACUUGUUUAUGAAGAAAGUUGUAGAGAAACCUGAAUCUCUGCACAUGAAAAGUAUUAUAUCUGUUCUGUUUGUGUAUUCUUCUCUUAAUCACAUCGACAAAGGCCAGCACAAAGAGUUCCUAGAAGGUAUGUCCAGUGCUCUGACUGGUUGUCUACACCAUAUUUCUUCUGAAAACCUACUGAACGCCAUGUGUUCAUUUUGUAUGAUGAAUUAUUUCCCCUUGGCUCCUAUUAAUGAACUUCUCCAAAAAGAAAUCAUCGAUGAACUGCUGACAUCAGGUGAUGUAGAGAAAAAUGUUCUUAGGCUUCAUAUUUUAGAUACGUGUCUGAAACUUGACGAUGUUGCUUAUCAAAGUGCCAUAGACCUACCACUGCCACCACCGCCACCGUCACCAUCGCUGACACAUGCAAAGGUUGCCCAGGUGCUAAGUAGCAUUCUGGGAGGUGAAGGAUACUUUGCAAGAAAUGUCCAGUUGCCACAUAACUAUCACAUUGAUUUUGAAAUCAGAAUGGAUGCCAACAGAAGCCAAGCAUUUUCAUUUUCAGAGGCUGACGUUACUUCUACAAAUAUACAAAGGGUAGCUGUGCUCUGUGUUCCUAAAUCCCUUUAUUGUUUGGAUUUAAGCCACCCGAGAGGUUUUCUUGCUAUGAAAAUGCGGCAUUUGAAUGUAAUGGGUUUUCAUGUAAUCUUGGUUAAUAAUUGGUUGAUGGAAAAACUAAAGAUGGAAGAUGCAUCUAUGCUUUUGAAGACUAAAAUCUAUUCAGUUGAAGCCUUACCCACCACUGAUGUAAAUUUGCAAAGUACAUAUUAAAAGUCAGCAUUUUCAUAUCAGGAGACACAUAUAUCCAGUAAAAAUUAACU
This is a messenger RNA of Dipodomys ordii (Ord's kangaroo rat), 2309 nucleotides long. It is a transcript of the gene Fastkd2, whose product is annotated as FAST kinase domains 2. The coding region runs from base 172 to 2259 and encodes 695 amino acids. Gene Ontology annotation, biological process: regulation of mitochondrial mRNA stability; mitochondrial RNA processing. NCBI's taxonomy places the organism in Eukaryota, Metazoa, Chordata, Mammalia, Rodentia, Heteromyidae. The transcript has 12 exons. Gene Ontology annotation, cellular component: mitochondrial matrix; ribonucleoprotein granule. The record is from RefSeq and is a predicted model, not a curated record. Gene Ontology annotation, molecular function: RNA binding.